CGUCCAAAAGCCGCUCUCCUGCCCUUUUCAUUCCAACCCCUUCUCCCAAAGCCCUAGACCAUAAUCCAUUUCCCUUCUCCUCCCCCACUCUUCCCAUGCCUUCUUCUUCUUCUUCUUCCUCUUUCUCUUCUCUCUAGAGCAAUUUCAAAUGCCGAUCUCUUCGACCCUCUCCUCCCCGUCUCUCCCCUCGCAUUUCUUCCCCUUCGACCCUCCCCACGCCGCUCCUCGCCUCACCGUCCCCUCGUCCUCUUCCCCUGCAGCCGCCGCCGCCGCCGCCGCCGCCGAUCGGUUCCGUGCCCUAGCCAUCAAGAAGUCGGGGUUCUUGUCGGUGAUCGACCGGGCCAUGGAGGAGGAGGAGUACCGGAGGGCGAGGGCGGAGGUGCGGCGGAAGGGCGUUGACGUCGAGGGAUACCUCAUCGAGGGCGUCUCCGUCGGCGGCCACGAGACCUGCGUCGUCGUCCCCAGCCUCAACUCCGCCUUCGACAUCGGCCGCUGCCCCGCCAAGGCCGUGCACCAGGAUUUCCUCUUCAUCACCCACGCCCACCUCGACCACAUCGGUGGCCUUCCAAUGUACUUGGCUACGCGCGGCCUAUACAAUUUAAAACCUCCAACUGUAUUUGUGCCCCCAUGUAUUAAAGAGGAUGUGGAGAAGUUGCUACAAAUUCAUCGGACCAUGAGUCAAGUUGAACUAAAAGUCGAACUAGUUGCUCUGGAUGUGGGAGAGACUUAUGAGAUUCGUAAUGAUCUUGUCGUUCGGCCAUUCAGAACUCGACAUGUUAUACCCAGCCAGGGAUAUGUCAUUUAUUCAGUGAGAAACAAGCUCAAAAAACAGUACGCUCACUUAAAAGGCACGCAAAUCAAGAAAUUGAAGCUUUCCGGUGUUCAGAUUACGGACACCAUAUUAUCUCCAGAGGUUGCCUUCACAGGAGACACAAUGUCGGACUUCAUUAUCGAGCCACGAAAUGCAGAUGCUCUGAGGGCAAAAAUUCUUAUCACAGAGGCUACUUUCCUUGAUGAAGAAAAUGACAUCAACCAUGCCCGGGAACAUGGUCAUAUGCAUUUGUUUGAGAUUAUGGAGCAUGCUCAGUGGUUCCGUAACAAGGCCAUCUUACUCACACACUUCUCAUCUCGAUAUUAUACGGAGGAUAUUCGUUUGGCUGUGUCAAAGCUGCAGCCAAAGCUCUCUUCUAAGGUUGUUGCUCUUACAGAAGGCUUCAGAUCAGUUUAUAAUUGAAAUGUAAAUAAACAUUCUUCAUUUCUAGUUGUCUUCGACAGAAUAGUAUUGUUUUUAUCAAUUCUUUUGGUGGAAUCUGUAUUCAAACUUGUGUUUGUCCCUCGUA
Ananas comosus (pineapple) is the source of this 1340-nucleotide messenger RNA. RefSeq names its product ribonuclease Z, chloroplastic. The transcript is spliced from 8 exons. NCBI's taxonomy places the organism in Eukaryota, Viridiplantae, Streptophyta, Magnoliopsida, Poales, Bromeliaceae. The coding region runs from base 149 to 1234 and encodes 361 amino acids. The record is from RefSeq and is a predicted model, not a curated record.